This is a messenger RNA of Mycetomoellerius zeteki, 1083 nucleotides long. RefSeq lists its product as uncharacterized. The transcript is spliced from 3 exons. Bases 1 to 1083 code for a protein of 360 amino acids. Lineage: Eukaryota; Metazoa; Arthropoda; Insecta; Hymenoptera; Formicidae. The record is from RefSeq and is a predicted model, not a curated record.
AUGCAAGUUACAGACCAUGAAGAAUUCUUUGAUUAUACACGUAUGAAUGUGCAGCAAUUUAAUUAUAUUUGUGAUUUGGUGAGACCAUAUUUAUCUAAGAGAAGCAUCAGAACUCCAUUGUCUGUAGAGUUACGCAUGGCCAUCACUCUUGAAAUUGGGCGUUCUACUGCACAUAAAGUAUUUAAAGAAACCUGCAAGGCUUUGUGGCUGGCUCUUCAACCGAUAUAUCUGCAGGCUCCAACAAGAGAGUCUAUGAUGCAAAUAUCGGAAGAUUUUUUAAAUCGAUGGCAAUUUCCUAACUGUGUUGGAGCCAUUGGCGGCAAACACAUAUCAAUACAGUGUCCUCAAAACACUGGCUCUCAGUUUUUCAGUUCUUACAAAAAAAGAUUUUCUAUAAUUCUUAUGGCUGCUUGUGACGCUAAAUACCGCUUCACGUGGGUGGAUAUUAGCGAUUAUGGAUCUCAAAGUGAUGGUGGUGUAUGGACAAACAGUACUUUCGGCCAAGCUAUUGAUUCAGAUGAAAUUGAUUUUCCUUUAUCAAAAGAGAUUCCUGGCAGUGAUGUCAUUCUCCCCUUCACUUUUGUCGCUGAUGAAGCAUUUCCACUUAGCACUCAUAUCAUGCGUCCAUAUGCCAAAACUCACAGAACUUUUGGUAAUGCAGAAAGAAUAUUCAAUUAUCGACUUAGUCGUGCCAGGCGCGUCAUCGAAAAUACGUUUGGGAUUAUGACAUCAAGGUGGCGUAUACUGAGAAGAGAUCUGUGUUGUGCACCAGAAACAGCAGAAGACGUUGUCAAAGCGAUUGUGUGCCUUCAUAAUUUUUUGAUGAUAGCUGAAGACGAUAUAGCACCAUGGGAUAGGACCUACUGCCCUGCAUUUAUGGUGGAUAGAGAAGGAAUAGAUGGGUGUGUCAUCGAAGGUGAUUGGAGAAGAGAAAUUUACAGGGGACCGAUCACUGAUGUCGGUCGACUUGGAUCCAACAAUCCCACUGUUAGAGCUGAUGCUCAGAGAAAUAUUCUCAAAGAUUACUUUUGCUCGGAAAUUGGCCAGGUAAAUUGGCAGUGGGAACUAGCACUGAGGAUAUAA